Annulohypoxylon maeteangense is the source of this 6167-nucleotide messenger RNA. RefSeq lists its product as uncharacterized. Gene Ontology annotation, molecular function: molecular adaptor activity. The transcript has 2 exons. The coding region runs from base 138 to 5996 and encodes 1952 amino acids. Gene Ontology annotation, biological process: protein K11-linked ubiquitination; metaphase/anaphase transition of mitotic cell cycle; anaphase-promoting complex-dependent catabolic process. Gene Ontology annotation, cellular component: anaphase-promoting complex. The record is from RefSeq and is a predicted model, not a curated record. Lineage: Eukaryota; Fungi; Ascomycota; Sordariomycetes; Xylariales; Hypoxylaceae.
GCAAAUCCUUGAAAUUCAUGAAACUUUUAGUUGAUGGACCGGGGAUAAAUCAAUUUAAUCCUUCCUAUUCUUUCUUGGCUUUUCACCACGAAAGAUAAAGAUAGUCCAACUGUCUCAAUGGAUCUCAUCCCACCAGUAUGGCCUCGGUGACAUCGCUUGGGCUGCACCAGCCCACUGCACUUCAAUAUGCCUUGCAAGAGCAGCUUUUACCAGAAAACCCCCCUUGUUCGUCGUAUGACUGGAACAUAACAGUUGAGCAUACUAUCGAUGAAGAAGGUGAAGAUGAGCUUCUAGUCACUAAAGAUACGGUUAUCUGGUCUAGGGGAUGUGUUUUUCGAAAAGCUUUCGGCUUUAAGCUUGAGAAGGAACCCAUAACUCAAGCCCUUUUAACUUAUUUCCCAAACUCCGAGGGUGACGAAGAUGCUCAAGAAAACAAACCAUCAAGCGAACGAGGCCGAUCCGACGACCAUGAGAGGCCGUUGUUGAAGGCUUUGGUGGUUUUCCUAAAAACUCAGGCUCACGUUUACUUCCUCAAUGGGUCUAGUCACGUGGUACAUAUGCCAUUUGAAGUUGAAUCCGCUUGCGUUGCUCCUCGAGGUGUUAUAAUACAGCGAAAGCAGCGAACUGAUAGCGGUUUGACCUCAAGCCUAAAAUUCCCUCGAGUCCCACAUAACUCAUUCAUCUCGAAUCUUUCUCCAUUAUCCGCUCGAUCCUCCCAGCAAAGUACAUUUUCGACUGAGACUCUCGGUAAACCGAAAGCUCUUCCUCUAAGGUUAAAUUCCAACCUUGAAAAUCUUUGGGAUGUACCUGAAGAGAAGAACGAUUCGCAGUGGCCACGUCUAGUGGCUCUUACGGAUCCUCUGCUGGAACUUGGGCUGGUAGUCACCCAUCCCGAUAGGUCCGCCAAGCGGAAGAGUAGUCGGAACUCAGAAAAGUCUCCCAAUUUCCUUGACCGCGCAGAAGAGAUAAUUCAUAUCGAAGAAAUACCACACCACCAAGCCUAUAGGAGAGGCAAGGGGAGGUUGGUUCUCGCAGUGACCGUUAAUAGAGAGCUCUGCGUGUAUACCGUUUGGAAACUUACCUAUAUCCGUAACGAAGAUCCCUUUAUCAAUGGACGAAAGGUUACGAAGAAGACGGACAGGCGGCGUAGCUCGAUGCAGCCAGGCUUGGCCAGCGGUGCCACAACGCCAUUGCACCCUACUUUUAGGGAGAGUUUCGGUGCCCCUCUGCCUGGAAAGCGAUCGCGCAAGAGCGAAAAGGUUGAAAAGAACGACAAGAUCUUAGAGAACCUCGAAUCUUCGCUUGGAAUUGAAAAGGAAUCGGGUGUGACCCGUCGAACUUCUCGUCGCGUAAGUUCUAUGCUUGCUCGAGCCGAUUUAUCUGCAUCACAGGAUAGGACAGCAUUCUCUGAGCAAGCUCAAAUCUCCAACCACCCCAAUUCAAGACGAGACACAUCUCAUGGUAGCCAUCGGGGCCGAACUAGUGGUGUUAGCUUUACCGGAGUUCCUGGUCACGGGGUGAAUACUCUCCUAGAAGCCCCAGUAGACAGUUUGCUAGAAGAGCUUCGCGCCGGCGGAGACUUCGAGGGUUUCCAUAGCAUGGGAUUAGACGACCAUGAUUUCGAUGGGCUUACCCAAGAAAUACUGUUCACGAAGAUCCAUAGUGUCCCUAUCGACAACAGCACCGUGCGGUAUUCUCUUUCGAAGCAGCCAGCACGAACACAGUGUAAAGUUUUCUGUUUGAUCGGCCCGGAGUCUAUAGACGAUAUGCACAAUCGCCAGCAGGUAUUGGUAGGAAUCCAAGACCCAAUGGAAAAACGCCUGCAGCUAUUGACUCUAUACUUACAAUCGGACAAGUCGUCUGAGCAUGAUAGAACAGUUGUGACAUUUGGGCAACUAAGAAAAGCUCAAAAUGUCAUAGACUCCUGUAAGAUAGUCGACGGCGAAACUUCGAUGAUUCUCGUACUGUCGCAAUCUUCUGAAGGCCAACGGGAACUUAGCAUUCAAGCGCCGUGGUCUCAAUUAACAUCUAUUACGUUACCACCAAAACUCUCUCUCGCCAAUCUACGUAGCCUCGACUAUCAUGGCAGUCUCGUCAAUCGCGAUGUUGGCAUUAGUAGGGCUAUAACACCUGUGAUCGGGGAGAUUGCCGGUCUACGACAUCCCAAGCUACGUGGUGUCGUCGACAUCCUGGAUGAUGAUGAUCAGCAACUGCACCAAAUCCGCAUUCAGCUCCAGCCUACUUCCCCGAGAGUGAUGAAAGUCAUCAAAGUUCUUCGAUCGUCUCUCCCAGCAUCAUGUGGAGAGAAGUUAAUGUCCAAUUGGUGGGAGGUUAUUGGAUGGCUCCGCCAACAAGACAUUGACAUCGUCGACAUCGAAUGGUCCGCGGUUGUUAUCCUAGUACUCUCAAUAUAUCUAGCUCUUGGAGUUGACGAGACUACACUACCAGUAGAAGGUAGACCUCGAAGAAAAUCUAGAGGUUAUCUUAGGUCAAGUAGCGGGGCCCAGAUCGAUCUCGGUGACUGGGACACGAUGAAUACAUAUGAAAUGCCUGGUUCAUUAACCCAUCCGCCCUGGAUAGAAAACAAGGCAUGGCAAUGGAUAAUGGAAGAAGACGAUUCCUCUCUAUCGAUGUUUCGCCAAAGUUCUGAACAGAAAAACGCUUCCUUCAUUUCUUUACACACCAAACACGCUUUGGCGUAUAUAUCUUCCAGUCAAGGAGACACCGCCUUUGGUCCGAACGGGCAUUUCCCAACCUGUUCCAAAAACGAUUACUUAACCAGAACACGGUAUGCUCAAGAUGUUUUCCUUGCUCUGCACCUACUUUUAGAAGAGCAGAAAUUAGACAUGACAUCCUCUCACGCGUCGUCUCCGGGGUCGGUUGAUUUACGAGCCGUACUCCUUCAAAUUUCCCGGUGGUUGAAGUGGCGUGAUUGGGUGGCUUCCUACGAACUAGAAAUGCCAUUAGAUUGGCCAGAGCAGUCGUCGGAAUAUGUUAGUAUAUCCAUCUUACUCGUACCCCCAGAGCCUGCAUAUUGGAAUGUUUUCGACUGGAUCCGAACAAGCCUCUCCCAAGAACCGUCCCAGUCAUCAUUCGUACCACCGAUAAGAUCGGUCAUGAUGUACUCAGUAAUCCCUCGUACGAAGAUGUUUGAGGACCUCUUUAAAACACUCUCCUGGAAAAGUCGAACCCCAAUAGAUUACGCGGAGGCAAUGUACGAAAGUGGUGUUACGCCAGCCAUAUUAGAAUCGCUACCUGAAUAUGUGCUCAUACCUCUCCAAGACGCAAUAGCCCGAUGCCAACCAGCACCUCCAUCUGGAUGGUCUAAAGGGUUACUUAAUCUGGUCAACAGGAGUGACAUUGGCUCGAUUCUAACACGGUCGAACAAGCUUCCUGUUGGCUCGACGAGUAUGCUUGCUCCUACUCAUAUUGCUUCUUGGGAUUUCAAUUCUCUAUGUCAGAAUGUGAAGGACUUUAAUGAUGCUCCUUCCGAUGACAUCGCGGAGAGUGAUAAGCAAGCAGUGAUCCGUGCCAUCUUCAAAGAUGAUCGACGCCUUGAUGAGAUUAAAAUGAUGCUUAACACGACCAAACCACGAAUUAUGCGAUUAGAUCCACUCCCUGAGUGGACAGAACCGUAUUACCUCGAACAACAAAAGGAAAUGGUCACAAGGCUUGCUAACAACACCUUGUCCAUACCAGCUGGCCGCGGUCUGAUGAACUACGGGCUGCGAUUCCCUCUUCUAACUCAGAAGUUUCAUAUCAAUGGUUUUGUUCUUAACUGUACUGUUAGACCUAACAAUGUAACAGUAGGGGUUGACAAGUCACUUUUCACAGAGGAGAGAAUUGCUUGGGCCUUCUUCCAUUCUGGUGUCGCCGGUGGAUUAUCCAUAUCCCGCCAAGCCAAGGGAAUAGACACGUCAUGGAUUCUCUACAACAAACCCGGCAAUGAUUUAAGCAAUAGGCAUGCCGGGUUCCUUCUGGCGUUGGGUCUUAACGGACAUCUGAAAGGUGUAGCGAAAUGGGUUGCUUUCAAGUAUCUGACGCCGAAACAUACCAUGACAUCAAUCGGCUUACUCUUAGGACUAGCCGCAUCAUAUAUCGGAACCAUGGACUCUCUCAUCACUCGUCUACUGUCUGUUCACGUCACGCGAAUGUUGCCUCGGGGUGCUGCUGAGCUAAACCUCUCCCCCCUAACACAAACAACUGGUAUUAUGGGGAUCGGUCUGCUUUAUUGCAAUAGUCAACAUCGUCGAAUGAGUGAGAUCAUGAUGUCUGAAAUCGAACACAUCGAGCCUGAAGAUGAUGAAGAACCACUCCGCACCGAAUGCUACCGGUUGGCAGCGGGUUUUGCUCUUGGAUUUAUUAACCUUGGUAAAGGCACUGAUUUGAAGGGCCUUCAUGAUAUGCGAGUUACAGAGAAACUACUCACUCUAGCCUCAGCAACUAAGAAAGCUGAGCAUGUGCAUAUUCUGGACAGAUCAACCGCCGCCUCCGUGGUGGCUAUUGCACUCAUCUAUAUGAAGUCGGAAGAUCACAUCGUGGCCCGAAAAAUUGAUGUCCCUGAUGCGCCUCUGCAAUUUGACUAUGUCCGUCCGGAUAUCUUGUUGUUGCGCACCGUCGCGAAGCACCUUAUCCUCUGGUCAGAAAUCGAGCCGACGCAAGAGUGGGUCCGUAAGAAUCUACCUCGUCGUUAUCAUACGAGGUUACAACCGUCUCUUUAUCCCUUAGAUCACCCUUCCCGUGGGCCGCUUAACUCGACGCUUCUACCCUUCCUCACAAUUCUAGCAGGUCUCUGUUUUGCUAUAGCGCUGCGCUUUGCUGGAUCUGGAAACGUGAAAGUCCGCGACCUCCUACUUUCUUAUAUCCGCAAAUACUAUUCACAAUGUUAUCACCCUGACCCUAAAGCCAAUUUCGAUAACAGAAUCGUUCAACUGACGGCGAGCAUGUGCCUCGAUGUCGUCGCACUAUCCUGUGCAACCGUGAUGGCCGGCACAUGUGAUCUUGAAGUUCUCCGGUACCUUCGGUCUCUUCACAGUCGAAACGAUCUCGAAACGACAUACGGUUCGCACAUGGCGACACAUAUGGCAAUGGGCGUGCUUUCCCUUGGUUGUGGUACUCAGACUUUUAACACCUCAAACUUAGCUAUCGCCUCACUACUCGUUGCUUUCUACCCCGUCUUCCCAGAUUCUGUCCAAGACAAUAAAAGCCACCUACAAGCGUUCCGACAUUUCUGGGUAUUAGCCACCGAUCCACGCUGCUUAGUCACGAAAGACGUAGCAACAAACGCCCCUGUAACAAUGCCCAUCGUCAUCCGUCUCAAGAACUCGGAAGAGGAGGACGUGCGCAUGACACCGUGCCUCUUACCCCCACUCAGCGACAUCCAAAUUGUCCGGACCCUAUCUCCCGAAUUCUGGAACCACGAGCUCAACUUCGAAAUACACCCUGAAUACGCAGGCGCGUUCUCGCGCUCGCAGGCGCUCUACCUCCGCCGACGGCCUGUUAGCGACAGCCCGUUCGCGACGACAAUGCUGACUCUCGGUCGCAACGGCAGCCUCAGCGGCUGGUCUCUGUACACGACGGCGCAGCCACUCGAAUGGUUGUUCGACCACGUACCUACCCUUCACAAGCUUACGCACGCGGAGCGCGAGCUAGUUCUCGAUCGCGGCCUCGCCGGCCCAGACGCUAGUAACGGCUCCGUCAGCGCCGUCGACGCACGCCUCGUGCUUCAGGACAUCGUGAAUAGCGGGAAUAGAGACGAUUUACUGGGUCUCAAGGGCCUCUUUGAGUGGGCUGAUUGGAGAGCCGGAAAAGCGCAAGAAGAGCGGGAUAAGGAGAGGCAGCAGGCGAAAGCGAAAGGGAAUGUGGAUGAAUCUAAGACACUGAUCGAGCAUAAUAAGCAAAAGCAGAAGCCACCACAAUGGAGCGGGGAGGGGUGGUUGAGGGAGAGUAUUGUUGAGGCGCUGAGGGGUGGGGUGUGGCUUGCUGGAAGGGAGUGAUGGGAAUAUGGAUGGGGAAGAGGGCGGCGAUGCUUUACUUUGGUCAGUAUAUUCAUGGCGCGUGCGUGCGUAUAUGAGACUACGAGUCAAGACAUAAAUACGGUAGAUGCGAUUGUGUUAGUUGAUAAAAUGAUGAUAAUGAGAAAAUGGAAAAAAUUGGCACUCUUUAUA